Molecule: messenger RNA, 1830 nt
Organism: Ectocarpus siliculosus
Lineage: Eukaryota; Phaeophyceae; Ectocarpales; Ectocarpaceae
Source: the annotation of a GenBank genome assembly
AUGUUGACGGCAACAGAUCAACUUGGACACACGAUACUUACGGCGGCAGUGUCGAGCAAGAGCGUGGGCACUUUCGAGGCUGUCUUCAAUGCAGCCAAGAGGUACCUCCACCGUGGGCAGUUUGCUAAAAUGCUAUCGGCGAAAGACCAACUCGGACACACGAUACUUACGGCGGCAGUUUCGAGCCACAGCGAAGACACUUGCCACGCUGUCUUCAAUGUAGCCAAGGAGUACCUCAACCAAGAGCAGCUAUGGCUGUUGAUCGAGUCUCAGGGUACAGACGGGGCAACGUUGUUAUCGGCAGCAGUCCGCAGCGAGAGCGUUAACAUGUUUGAAGCCACGCUGGACUAUGCUUUGGAGUAUCUCGGUCACCACGAGGUGGCUGACGAGCCGUGCUCCCGGUUGGACGCUCUGUUUGAGGCCUGUGUAGAGGACCUCCUCAAUGCUCAUCCCGAGGAUGUUGAUAUAGGUUUCAACACCCUAUCAUUUCUGAUGGCGAGUUCUGCGAGACCAUCCGCAAGCGAUUUGAAAAAACUCUCCAAACACCACAAGUCUAGGGACGGAUUCAAGAACUGCUGCUUGCGGGCAGUGACAACUGCGGCCAACCCCUUCAUGCCGGGCUUAUUGCUUUCUAUUAGGCUUGCCGAAGCUGCGAAAGAGGCGAACGAGGGAGAACAAAGACACAUCGACGAGAUCCGGGCUAGCGUUGAGGCGUUAUUGCUCGAAAUAUUCGAGCGCCUCCCUCGAACGGUCCGCGCGUUCGACGAAGAGACGAAGGGUGGCUGCACCGGCAUGUUCGAGCCGCAAAUUUUGGGAGGCCACCAUCCCCUAGGCUUCGAACGCCCUGUCAACAUGAUUCUCUCGAAACAAGAGCAGAUGAACACAUUUUGCAACGUACCUCUGGUGAUGGAUUUCUUAUCGCGAAGGUUCGCGUGGGGUCUACCGGACCUGCAGGACACCGAAGGGGUGUUGAGGAACUCGGAGGAUUUGAAGUGUCUCGGUGCCGGCCUCGUUCUUGGUGAUGGUGGAGAAGAUGUCCCCAGCGGGUGCAAGAGCAUCUUGUCCCGCUUGUCUGUACUGCUACAGGCAGCACAGGACGAUCUCCCAAACCUAGCGUUUUUCCCGGGGGCACAGUUCGCUGUUGCUGGCGUGGCAGCGGAUCCCAGCACCUACUAUCGGGUUCCGGCCAUGAGAAUGUUGCUGGACUUCGUCGCAUAUGUCGAAAUAAUUGCAGCGUUGGGCUAUCUCGUCUUCUUCCACAGCCCAACCGGAGGUGUACUUGGAGAUGACGGUAUCUCGAAUGUGGAAUUUACCUGGGGAGAAGGUUCCUUCGCGGCCAUAUUCAUUUCGGCUGGAGUAUACCGUGAAGGGCUCGAAAUGUCGAUGGGCAUCGACAAGUACUUCAAAGACCAGUGGAAUGUCCUGGACGCGCUCGCUCUCCUGUGCCUGUCCGUUGGGUUGGUCAUCAGAGGCGUCGAUUGGACUAGUCCAUGGGGGCCUGCAUUCUACGCGCUGAGUGCUCCGCUAUUGGUUUGUAGUGUUCUCUUCUUCGCCCAGGUUCUUCCUUUUCAGGGCCCCAUGAUCAAGGUGAUAUCCCGCAUGACGACAACUCUGCUCAAGUUCGGGUUCGUGAUGGUGGUCGUCAUGACUGGGUUCGCGAUGGCCUUCCACGUCCUCUUUCGCGACUUCGAUAGCUUUGGUAUGACAUUCCUCGGCCUUUUUCGGGCAAUGCUUGGCGAGGUCGACUUCUUCGAGACGUUCGCCGGCGGACGGUAUGACAGUGUGGCAACCAUUCUGUUUGUGGUUUACCUAUUCGUCGUCACGGUCUAG